Closterium sp. Naga37s-1 is the source of this 678-nucleotide messenger RNA. NCBI's taxonomy places the organism in Eukaryota, Viridiplantae, Streptophyta, Zygnematophyceae, Desmidiales, Closteriaceae. The record is from the annotation of a GenBank genome assembly.
AUGCCUCCGCUCAUGCCUCGAUUGAAGGCUUUUGAAGCGCCGCAGCAGGUGCUCACGAGGAGAGGAACCCCAAGGCGUACUGGACGGGCGGCCUGUCGUUCCCUUCAACCGUGGGCUCUUUCUGUCCCUCCCUCCUCUCUCUGUGUCCUCCCCCUCCUCUCCCCACUCUUGCUUGCAGGGACGACGCUGGUGGCGGUGAGGGAUGGCAUGUCGUUCCUGGUACCCACUAGGAGGACGACGCUAGUGGCGCUGCGGGACGGCAUGUCGUUUCUGGUACCCACUAGGAGUCCCAAGGUCUACUGGACGGCCCCGGACAGCUGCGACAGCCUGUUUGGCAUCAUGUGCGACGGGGACGGCAACGUCGGAGCCAUGUGCGAGGGUGAGUACGAGCGAGUGACGAGUGGUAGUUGCCUGAGUGCUGGUGGGAGCUGUAACAGCCUGUUUGGCGUCAUGUGCGACAGGGACGGCAACGUCGUUUCUCUGAGCCAAUGGGCCGCUGCCAGCUGUCAUCGGGAAUUUUCCCUACCUCUAUUCGCUGUAACAACCCUUCUCGUCCCUACCUCCUUUCCCCACCUUGCUUACCCAAACCCCCGCUCUGCUUUCCUCUGCUCUCUCCCCCUUCCCUUCCCUCCUGACCUCCCUCAACCUUCCCCACCCCCACUUCUUCCUCCCCCUUAG